Molecule: messenger RNA, 906 nt
Organism: Hydra vulgaris (swiftwater hydra)
Lineage: Eukaryota; Metazoa; Cnidaria; Hydrozoa; Anthoathecata; Hydridae
Product: U2 small nuclear ribonucleoprotein A'
Biological process (GO): mRNA splicing, via spliceosome
Cellular component (GO): U2 snRNP
Molecular function (GO): U2 snRNA binding; protein binding
Source: RefSeq, a predicted model, not a curated record
UUGAAAAGUUUUUAUUUUGCAGUAAAAAAAAACAACAACAACCUUAAGUUAAUAUAAUUUUGAAGAUGGUCAAACUUACAGCUGAUGUCAUUGAGCAAUCACCCCAGUAUACAAAUCCUUUACGAGAUCGUGAGAUUGAUCUUCGUGGAUGUAAAAUAUCUGUUAUUGAAAAUCUUGGAGCAACUUUGGAUCAAUUUGAUUGUAUUGAUAUGUCUGAUAAUGAUAUAAAGAAAGUUGAAGGUUUCCCUUUACUUAAAAGAUUGAGAAUGCUGUUACUUAACAAUAAUAGAAUCUGUCGUUUUGAAGAGAACUUGGAGUUAGUGUUACCUCAAUUGGAAACACUGGUAUUGACUAAUAAUAACCUGGCAGAACUUGCUGAUAUUGAUCCAUUGUCUACUGUCAGUUCUUUAACUAGUAUAAGCUUGCUUCGCAACCCAAUAACUAAUAAACCAAAUUAUCGAAGUUAUAUUAUUUACAAACUGCCACAAGUUCGUAUUAUAGACUUCCAACGUGUCAGAAUGAAGGAGAGAGAAGCUGCUAAAAAACUAUUUAGUGGUAAAAAAGGAGAAAUCUUAAAAAAAGAAAUUGCUGCAAAGCGAAGCAAGAUAUUUGAAGCUAAAGAUGUUUUAGCAACCAAAGAAGAUGAAGCCUUCUUGGCUGAAAAAUAUAAGGACCAGGAAGCAAUAAAGGUGGCAAUUAGCAAUGCAACUACACUUGAAGAAGUUAGAAAGUUAGAAUUGUUAUUACAGCAAGGUUAUGUACCUGGAAAAUCAAUUGUUAUUGAUAGUAGUGAAGAAUUAGGUUAUGGUGAAAUUAAUGAAGUUGAAAUGGACGAAUAAAUAUUAUAGUAGACUCAUUUUUAAAGAUUGUAUGACUGUUGUAUCAAACUUUUAUAUUUUUCACACA